UGCCGUAAACUUAACCAUAACCUGAACGCACUGUCGUGAAACAAAACAUUUUCCAGCUAAUCCAGGUACUUCCGGUUAGCUUCACUACGAAGCUGGAAUAGAUUGUUAGUAAUAGGAUAACGUAAGUAGUGUCAUUCUGGGAGUGUGGUGGAUUAAAGUAUCAAUGCAGGCAUGGAGGUGCCUUUACCUCCCGAUGACCAAGAGCUGCGGAAUGUCAUUGAUAAAUUAGCCCAAUUUGUGGCUCGAAAUGGGCCCGAUUUUGAGAAUAUGACCAUGGAAAAACAAAAGGACAACCCUAAGUUUUCAUUCCUGUUUGGUGGAGAGUUUUAUACCUAUUACAAGUACAAGCUGGCAGUUGAGCAGCAACAAUAUAUGUGCAAGCAGCAAGGGCAGGAUGUGGAUCAGGCUCAGCAGGCAUCGUCUGCCGUUGGUUCUCUCUCACAGGCAUCAUCCUUAAAUUCUCCUCAGAGUGCAUCUGCACUGGAAGAGAUGAUCCAGCAGAGUCAGUGGAAUGUUCAACAGCAAGAACAGCAACUCAUUACCUUACGGCAGGAGCAGAUCGCAGCAGCCAUAUCGAAUGCAAUAGAGCAGCAGUUACAGAACCUGCUGACAGAAACGCAGCUGGACGUGACAGAGUUUGACAACCUCCUGCAGCCCAUUAUUGACACUUGUACAAAAGAUGCUAUAUCAGUAAGUGUACAAGUGAAAUUGCUUACUCCUUUUUUCUUUCUUACUGAGAUGAACUACCAAUCCUCUGUCUUUACAUUGUCUUGCUGCACUCUUAAAAUAAGUGCAUUUAUUUUUGUUUUUCCACAGUUGAGACAUGUUUAG
This is a messenger RNA of Protopterus annectens (West African lungfish), 831 nucleotides long. Its product is annotated as calcium homeostasis endoplasmic reticulum protein-like. Lineage: Eukaryota; Metazoa; Chordata; Ceratodontiformes; Protopteridae. The record is from RefSeq and is a predicted model, not a curated record. Gene Ontology annotation, cellular component: perinuclear region of cytoplasm. Bases 172 to 831 code for a protein of 219 amino acids. Gene Ontology annotation, molecular function: RNA binding. Gene Ontology annotation, biological process: intracellular calcium ion homeostasis; RNA processing. The transcript is spliced from 4 exons.